AUGGCAGGGAGAGGCGGAAACAAGAAGAGGGUUUCCUAUUUGGCGGUAGUCGCCGCUGCAGGCUUCGCCAUUCUAGCCGUCGUCGCUCUCGCCCGCCCCGGCGAGGACGGCGGCUUCCCCAGGAACGACUGGCUCGUGGGCACCGCCGAAGAGGCGGCCUUCGUGUCCUUCGCGAGGAAGUACGGCAAGGAGUACGCCACCCGCGAGGAGUACCUCCACCGCCUCGCCGUCUUCGCCAGGAACGCCGCCAAGGCGGCGGAGCACCAGGCCCUGGACCCCACUGCCGUGCACGGCGUCACUCCCUUCUCGGACCUCACUGAGGAGGAGUUCGAGCGACACUUCACGGGCUUAGCGGCGGCGGGCAGCGCCGCCGGGCGGCGAUGCGGCCGGGCCGGUGGCCGGGGAGGUCGCCAGACGGCCCCGCACUUGGACGUGAAGGGACUCCCUUCAAACUUCGACUGGCGGGAGAAAGGAGCCGUCACAGACGUCAAGAUGCAGGUCUUUCCCAGUUCCAUCCUCUUCCCCCUCCAUUCCCCCCCCGUCUCUGAUAUCUCUCCUCUUCUCCGUCUUCCUUUUUCUCGCAGGGCAUCUGCGGCUCGUGCUGGGCCUUCAGCACCACCGGCGCCGUCGAAGGUGCCAACUUCAUCGCCACCGGGAAGCUCCUCAGACUCAGCGAGCAGCAGCUAGUCGACUGCGACCACACGGUCUGCCUCUCUCUUGAUUUCUCUCUCUCUCUCUCUCUCUCUCUCUCUCUCUCGAUUUCUCAGCUGACGGGGUAGCGGGUGGUCGAAGUGUGACGCGGUGGAGAAGGACGCGUGCGACAACGGGUGCAGCGGGGGGCUGAUGACCAACGCCUACAAGUACCUGAUGGAGGCGGGCGGCUUGGAGGAAGAGGAGGCGUACCCAUACUCCGGCAGGCUCGGCCGGUGCGCGUUCGAACCGGGGAAGGUCGCCGUGAGAGUGACCAACUUCACGAACGUCCCCCUCGGCGAGGACCAAAUCGCCACCUACCUCGUCCGGCACGGGCCCCUCGCAGGUUCGCUCCUCGCGUCGCCGUCUCCCUCCUGCAAUCCCCUGCAUCUCACCUGCGCCACGCCGCCGUUGCAGUGGGCUUGAACGCGGCCUUCAUGCAGACGUACGUGCGCGGGGUGUCGUGCCCGCUGGUCUGCGUGCGGCGGUGGGUGAACCACGGCGUGCUGCUGGUGGGCUACGGGGCGAGGGGGUUCUCCCUCCUGCGCCUCGGGUACCAGCCCUACUGGAUCAUCAAGAACUCAUGGGGGAGGCAGUGGGGAGAAGAAGGGUAUUACCGGCUGUGCAGGGGGCACGGCGCCUGCGGCAUCAAUACCAUGGUCUCGGCGGUCACGGCGACGACGGUGGCCGCCGAGCCGGCCUCUGGCCACGCCGAGAGCUAG
Molecule: messenger RNA, 1412 nt
Organism: Spirodela intermedia
Lineage: Eukaryota; Viridiplantae; Streptophyta; Magnoliopsida; Alismatales; Araceae
Source: the annotation of a GenBank genome assembly